Molecule: messenger RNA, 2968 nt
Organism: Rhipicephalus sanguineus (brown dog tick)
Lineage: Eukaryota; Metazoa; Arthropoda; Arachnida; Ixodida; Ixodidae
Gene: hh
Product: indian hedgehog protein
Exons: 3
Coding region: 36-1265 (409 amino acids)
Biological process (GO): cell-cell signaling; cell fate specification; regulation of gene expression
Molecular function (GO): calcium ion binding; patched binding
Source: RefSeq, a predicted model, not a curated record
GCGACGAUGGUGCUCCUCCGCAGGCGGAUCUGAGGAUGCGCGACCCCCCCGGCUUGGUCCGGUGCUGCUACGCGCUGCUGCUGCUGCUGCUGCUGCCGUGCGCGGUGCGAAGUUGUUCUCCGGGACCCGGCGGCGGCCGCCGGCGCAGUCCGCGCAAGCUGACGCCGCUGGUGUUCAAGCAGCACGUGCCCAACGUACCCGAGAACAUGCUUGCGGCUAGCGGACUGCCCGAAGGACGCGUGGACCGCGGUCACAAACGGUUCAGAGACCUCGUGCCCAAUUACAAUGCGGAUAUUGUCUUCAAGGACGAAGAAGGAACUGGUGCCGACAGGCUCAUGACGCAGCGAUGCAAGAGCAAGCUCAACACGCUGGCCGUGUCUGUGAUGAACCAGUGGCCGGGGGUGCGGCUGCGUGUCACCGAGGGCUGGGACGAAGAAGGCCACCACGCACCCCACUCGUUGCACUACGAAGGCCGCGCCGUGGAUGUGACCACCAGUGACCGCGAGCGCUCCAAGUAUGGCAUGCUGGCGCGCCUGGCCGUCGAGGCUGGCUUCGACUGGGUCUACUACGAGUCGCGCACCCACAUACACCUGUCCGUCAAGUCAGAGUCCUAUGGGUCGGCGCGAACGGGAGGCUGCUUCCACGGCGACGGCCUUGUGCAGACAACUGCUGGCGCCAAGCGACUAGCCGAUGUGCUGCUGGGUGACCAGAUACUAGCCCUGGGUGCCGAUGGCCGGACGCCGGUGUUUAGCGAAGUGAUCGCCUUCUUGGACCGGCAGCCCCAAGCUGAGCGCCUGUUUUAUUCCAUCGACACUGAAUGCGGACUCCAUCUAACGCUAACACCAGGACACCUGGUUUACUACGCGGAUGCCGACCGGAAUGAGGCUGUGUUACCGACGUUCGCAGCCCGCAUCAGGCCUGGCGGUUUCGUGCUUGGACUGGGCAAUGACACUCGUUGCCAAACGAGGACUAGUGACUUGCGGGCUCUCCGUGUGCGAGACGUUCGCGCUGUGUGGUUAUCAGGCGUGUAUGCCCCGCUCACGAGAGAGGGAACUGUGAUUGUGGAUGGUGUGGCGGCAUCUUGCUACGCGGGUGUGCAAAACCAGGCGCUGGCGCACUGGGCAUUUGCGCCGCUACGCUUGUGGCACAGCCUCGUGGCGCCCUCCGAACCUGCACCGUGCAGCUGUGAUGGAGUUCAUUGGUACGCAGACGCCCUGUAUCGGCUCUUCUACCAGCUGCUGCCGAGAGCCUACCUCUUGGAAUGAACCGUGUAGGCGCAUUCUAGCUUGUUCCCGUGUGGACGGCCCUUGUGCUUCGCACUCGCCGACUAUGAGUGCAGCGUCAUUCUGCGCCUUAUGUGACUUUGGAAGUGCCUUUUUGGACAGUGCCUUACACAACGACGCAUAGAGCGUGCUCUUGCCCACAACGCUAGCACUUACACAACAAAGUUGACUAUACACCAGCAUUGCCUUAAUACAAAUGCGCGACACAUUUCCAUCAGACAUGAAAACGCGUUUCGUACUUGAAUAUUCUCUUCGUGGUGUGUCCGAAGGUGUAGAGAUGUUUGACGGCCUGAUACUGCUGGUGAACAGAGAGAGCUCGCAAUCAUGAAAGCAUUAAAGGGACUGACAGCGGCCAGAACGCGCGAGCAGGUUCUGGUGAAAAUUGAAAGAACGUGAAUGGGGUAAUCUAGCAUUCCUUUUGUGAUUUGAAUAGGAAUUGUACUUUUAAAUUGCGUUUUAAAGCCACAGAAACCUGUACGUCGCGCCGGCUAGGGUAAUGCCUUGGUCCGGCGCGAAGGAGUCGUUCGCAAUAUUGUACAUUGCUGUUUAGGAGCAGCCUAAUUGGUGGUUAAAAAUAGCCGUUGCAUUAUCAGGUAUACACGCUUUAUUUAAUGCUUAUUCCGAGGUAAAAGAAAGGGCGCUUACAGGCGCUGCGUUCGCGGCAACUGAGUGAAACCGAAAACCCAUGUCGAGGCACGGCCCGGCGCAUGGCGUGCAUGCAUACGCCACGAAUGUUGGCGUGGCACGCGAAAACGCGGCGAAUCGCAGUGCGCGAGCGUGCGAACGUCGCCGCAUUAGCUUCACAAAGAAGGCUUCAAAUUGUCGCCCGCAUACAAUGGCUAUCGCGCUCAUCUACGGCUGUACGCAGCGUGUGUUGCGUGCAGGAGAUCAUCGGCGCUGGAGAUGAAAAGAUUGUCGUAAAAAAUGUUUCACGGUGUUUUCCGCAUUACCAUUCGAUGAUUAGACACACUGAUCGGAAGGCUGUCAACUGAACGAAUGAAAAUAUGUGCCGUAAAGGUUUGGUUGUGAGCCUCUUUAGCAAAUGAUCAAGGAAUCUGUGGUAAUCUCACAUGCCUUGUCGCCGCUUCAUACAGUGGCCUCAUCUUUUUCGCAGACGAACCUGCCACAGAAAGAGUACCUUUACAUUUCUUAUUACUUUGCGGACAAGAAAAAUGAAUACUUUAACAAUAAAAAGAUAAAUAUUCCAACAGACAUACAGGUCCCAUUUAUUUAUACAGUGUGGACUGAAGCUCAAUUAUAAGCAUCACAUGGUCGGUUGAGAGUAGGUAUGCUCAGCCUUUGAUUGAUUUUAUUGGCUCAAGUAGUUGCCCUCCUGGAUGUCUCAUGCUACAGUGACCUAACUGAUGGAUGGGCUAUGAGAAAGUGCAGCUGAAGCCAAGAGACCGAAGUAGCUUCAUCGUCAGUCAGUAAGUGACGCUAUUUUCAUUACCAAGAUUGAAAAAAUGUCGGAAAGUGAACACUAUUCGCUUCUCGACCGUUCUAGUCAUUCACAGGUACAUCAUCGCCUUGUACAUCCGUGUACUUCAUUUAUGUUGGACUUGACAGCAGUGCUAUUGAUUCAGACUCUGCGGUGCUCUUCAGAAGAGUGUAUGUUGUGACACAGUGUCUUGCAAUAAAGGUAUCCUACUGUAUUCGCCAGACGACCCAAUGGGCGUGGUCUAUCU